AAUUAAAAUCUAUUAAAACCCUCUUUUAUAUAAAAAAAAUCAAUUCAAUUUAAUUUGAUUUAUAGUCCAGCAAUUUUUAUGUUAAUAAUAUUGCAAGUACUACCAGCAUAAUUUGUUCCAGUGAAAUAUUAAUUUAAAAUGAUGUCAAAUCAAAUGACAAGUGACUAAAUACAUUGAGAAAAAAGAAAAAAAAGAAUAAUAAUAUUAAUUAAAAUACCCGGGGUUUUAGAGAAACAAAUACAAGCAUCCCCCAUAUUUUAAACUAGAUCGUGCGUUUGCAAAGUAAUCCUCCGCAACGUAUAUGUGUGUGAGUGUGCGUUAAAUUAAAAUACAAAAUUGUGUGCGCUUUAUUUUUAUAUUUUAUAAAAGUCAAUGACGUUGAUUUUCAAAUCAAAGGAAAUUGAAAUUUUUGUCAACGCUGUACCCAAGCAAGUUAACCAGAAGACAUGCCGCCCUCUGCGUUUUUAGUUGGUUCUACCAUUAUAACAACACCCGAUUGUGAGAUCUCACCAAAUAAAACAGCCUUGCAAUUGUUAUCACCACCUCCAUCACAACUACAGACACAAACUCAAAUCCAAGCCCCUGUACGCCAGAGCGUUAGUCCACAAAUUAAAACGGAAUAUAAUUUAAACAACAAUUGUCACUCGUUGCAAAACUUUAAUUAUUUGAAUACAAGUGAUUUGAGUGAUAAAGCAACGAAUAUGGUUUUGCAAUCAUACAACAGUUACGAGCAAUAUCAUUUGCAACAGCAGCAUCAUGGUCAAACGGCUGCUACGGUGUUGGCACAACACUCACCCCCUUUAUAUAAUACAGCAACAACAAACUCACCCGCCGCUAUAAAUACUCAUCAUCAACAAAAUACCCAGCAGCAGCAACAGCAGCAUCAUCAUCAACAACAACAAAAUAAUCUCCCUCAGUAUCAAAACCUUUACAACAGCCCGCCUCAUCAUCAGCAACAACAGCAUUUGACAAAUCUGUCUGCAACACAUAACCUCAGUAACAACAACAGCCACCCCCACCAUCAACAACAUCAGCUGCAGCAACACCAGCAUCAUCAACAGCAGCACCAGCAUCAACAUCACCAUCAUCACUCCCUCCACCAACAUUUGAGCCAUCAACAACAACAGCAGCACGCGCAACAACGUUUAUCCGCCGGCAGUAGCAGUAGUAUUACUUCAUCAUUGUCAUCAAAUAAUUCCUCUCUAACUUCGGUUUCAUCUGCCAAUACAAAUGUUUCUUCUACCACACCUGCUGUCUCAUCAUCAUCGUCAUCAUCAUCCGCCUCGACGUCUACUGCUGCUUCCUCAGUUGUAAAUUCUCUAACCACCUCCGGCUCACCCUCAUCGGCUUCGUCAACGGCUGGUCCGUUUUUGUCAGCCGCCUCGUUGGGCAUUAAUUAUUUCAACGAUACCAUACCAUAUGUGGGAGAUUAUUCAGCUGCGACGGGUCAUUUAUACACCGAUAUUGAUGCAAACUUUUUUAGUCAAGGAUAUUCAACUCCACAUGAUCGCAAUAAUAGCCCGCCACCUCAACAGCAGCAGCAGCAAUCGCAAACUGCUGCCAAUACAGCCAUGUUGCCACCAGCUCAAACACAAAACUCCACAUCCUCCAAUGCCAAUAACAAUAGCAAUAACAGUGGUUCAGCCCUUUCGCCCAAUAGUGCUAAUAGUAAUAAUAACAACAACAAUAAUAAUGGUGCCAAUCUCAAUUUCCUGCAAAUGACCAUGAGAAACCCAGCCGCUGCAUUCUAUACACAACAUCCCAUGAAAGAGGAGCCCGGUACUCAAUCCGCCUAUGGAAAUCUAAGUGCCAAUAACAAUCAGACAGAUCCCACAGAUUUGUCUGGGUUCGGUUUACCUGCCAGUAUGACCAAAACGUCAGCGGCCAGUUAUGAUGACAAUGAUUAUCAUAACAGCAUGUCGUCACAGGAUCAUCAGAGCCAAGCAAGCUAUUUAGACGGUAGUUCGCCGGAUUUCUAUGGUCUUAAUGGUGUGGAACAGAAAUAUACAGACUAUGGUCGUUCAAGGUUUCACAAUUCCUACCCGCCAGAGUUUUCCUCCUACGAUACAUCACAAUUCCCCUCAAUGGCCGCGGCCGAUCAAUGGGGUGUCCAUCAUGGUAAUCAACAUCAUGCCGCCUAUCUGUCUACCAUGAGUCUGGACAAGGCUUUAUUGGGUACUUAUCCUUCACAGGGAGGUGUUCCCUGUUUCCAAGGCUCUGGACCCAUACAACUGUGGCAGUUUUUGUUAGAACUUUUAAUGGAUAAAAAUUGUCAAGGUUUUAUUUCCUGGACUGGUGAUGGUUGGGAAUUCAAAUUGACAGAUCCUGAUGAGGUGGCUCGUCGUUGGGGUAUACGCAAGAAUAAACCAAAAAUGAACUAUGAAAAGCUGAGCAGAGGCCUACGUUAUUAUUAUGAUAAGAAUAUUAUACACAAAACAGCAGGUAAACGUUAUGUCUACCGUUUUGUUUGUGAUCUACAAAAUUUAAUUGGUUAUUCACCCGAAGAAUUGUGUGCUAAAUAUGACCUCAAAACCGAAAAGAAAGAUGAUGAUUAGAAUUUUUCUUUAGAACGUAAGACGUGCUGCAACAGACUUUAACAAAAACAACAACAAAAUGGUGGAUUCUUCCAAAUGUGCUUAAAAGUAAAUUUCCAACUGCUCUACCACUACACUCAACAAAAAGUAACCCAACAAACAAUAUAAAAAAAAUGCUAACUAAAACAUACAUAAAAGAAAUUCAGUUAUUUUUCUAUUAAUUACUCACAUAAAUGUUCUUUUAUUUUUUUUGUUAAAGAUAAAAUAGAAAAAAACAUUUAAUAAUUUUUAAAUGGAUAAAUUAAAAACGUGAUGUAAUUUUAUAAGUUUAUUUUUUUAUAAAAAUAUUUAACAAUCAUAUUCUUUUAUAAUAUAAAUCAAACAAUAGU
Molecule: messenger RNA, 2923 nt
Organism: Lucilia cuprina (Australian sheep blowfly)
Lineage: Eukaryota; Metazoa; Arthropoda; Insecta; Diptera; Calliphoridae
Product: myb-like protein Q
Exons: 4
Coding region: 447-2555 (702 amino acids)
Biological process (GO): regulation of transcription by RNA polymerase II; cell differentiation
Cellular component (GO): nucleus
Molecular function (GO): sequence-specific DNA binding; DNA-binding transcription factor activity, RNA polymerase II-specific
Source: RefSeq, a predicted model, not a curated record